Limulus polyphemus (Atlantic horseshoe crab) is the source of this 1395-nucleotide messenger RNA. Its product is annotated as trypsin-1-like. The transcript has 7 exons. Lineage: Eukaryota; Metazoa; Arthropoda; Merostomata; Xiphosura; Limulidae. Gene Ontology annotation, biological process: proteolysis. The record is from RefSeq and is a predicted model, not a curated record. Gene Ontology annotation, molecular function: serine-type endopeptidase activity. The coding region runs from base 101 to 928 and encodes 275 amino acids.
CAAGCUAUCUACUUGUAUUCACAGAUGGAAAUAAUAUAUAAAAGACGUUUGAUACAGCAUAAGUUUUAACACAGGUCGUUGUUGGAAAGACGGUACAGAUAUGGGUUUCCGAGUUGUUGCCUUGUGUUUCGCUGCUCUUGUCGUUGGUAGUCUAGGAUAUUUCAUUCCUGAAGCAUCGCAGCCUGCAUGCGGCAGAAGUAAGGUCAGAAGCUCCGCCGAUAGGAUCGUGGGUGGCCGGUAUGCUAAGGAGGGGGAAUUUCCUUGGCAGGUGUCUCUUCAACACUAUCGGUAUCACAUCUGUGGAGGUUCGAUCUACAACAAAAGAUGGAUAAUCACUGCUGCUCACUGUGUGGAAGAUUUGCCCUCAGUUCGUGGAUUUGAAGUUCUCAUCGGUGGCCACAACAUCAUAUCAGGAAACAAACGAGAACAGCGUAUAAAGGUUGCAGAAUUUAAAAUACACGAAAAAUACAACACUUGGACAAUUGAUUACGACAUCGCCAUUCUUAAACUGAGUAGCGACAUCAUAUUUGAUGAUGAACAUUAUAUUAAUUCAGUAUGUCUUCCUGAAAAGAAUGAGGAUUUUGUUGGUCAAGAUGCAACAGUCACUGGUUGGGGUAAUGUUAAAGAAGGUGGCAGUCCGUCUUACACUCUCAAAGCAGUCACAGUACCUGUAAUAACUAACGAAUUAUGCAAGAAACAGCAUGGACAAGGCGAAAUAACUGCUACUAUGUUGUGUGCCGGCGUCCUCGAGGGAGGAAAAGAUGCUUGUCAGGAUGAUUCUGGUGGCCCCCUUGUUGUGUAUAAGGACAACGUGGCUGUAUUGGCGGGAAUUGUUUCUUGGGGUUACGGUUGCGCUCGACCAAACAAGGCCGGUGUUUACACCAGGGUCUCCUAUUUCAUUGACUGGGUUCAAAAAUAUGCCGUUUAAUCGUAAUUUUAUUAAGGCAUUCGUAAAUUUUAUAUGUAUUUUGUUUGAUUAUGAAUACGAGUUCUCAAGAAGUUUUAUAUAAACCCUGCUAAGCAGCACAAGUAGUGAAAUACCGUAAAAUGACUGCUGUGAGUAAAAAAUUUCUUUUUUCAAACCUGGAAUAACCCUACUGAAAUCUAGUUUCCUAUGCCUGUACUGAAUAAAACAAUUAAUUCGUCCAGUCUUGCUCAAAAUUGAUGAUAAUAUUAGAAUAUUCAACUUUCUCAUUGAAGAUCCUAUUCAAAAUAAAUAUUUUUAAGUACGCUUAUUCUAAACACUUUAUAAGUAUUAUAUAGGCCUAAUAUUAGAGAUGACAAUCAAAACUAGACUGCAGUAUUUUCCCCCCUCAUUCCUCCAACCUAUUGUAGAUUAGGUAAAAAAUAGCAUGUUUAAUCUAUUUUUUUUGCUCAUAUGCAAUGGAAUAUAGG